Closterium sp. Naga37s-1 is the source of this 1154-nucleotide messenger RNA. The record is from the annotation of a GenBank genome assembly. NCBI's taxonomy places the organism in Eukaryota, Viridiplantae, Streptophyta, Zygnematophyceae, Desmidiales, Closteriaceae.
GCACUUUUGAGUCGACUCAAAAGCGCAUCCCAGGGGGCUACAGGCGCUUGCUGCAGCGCCCCUCCAACUACAACUGGGGGCUACAGGCGCUUGCUGCAGCGCCCCUCCAACUACAACUGGUGAGGCGAUUCUUUGUCUCACCCUCUCACUCUCCCUGGGAGGCACUCUGUGAGGCACUUUUGAGUCGACUCAAAAGCGCAUCCCAGGGGGCUACAGGCGCUUGCUGCAGCGCCCCUCCAACUACAACUGGUGAGGCGAUUCUUUGUCUCACCCUCUCACUCUCCCUGGGAGGCACUCUCUGUUUCCUUCGCCACACCUCCUCCCCCACACCCCCUCCCGCCCCCACUUCCAUAACCCUUUCCCUCCCUGCGUCCCCCACUCUGUCUCCCCUGCCCUCGCAAGUAAUCCCACCCUUAUUCCCUUCCCCACCUCAUUCCCCAACACUUGUCACAGGAGAGUGCUGGCUUACUGGCGCCCCACACAAUGACGCUCCUGCAGUGGUGGAGGCAGCGCAUGUGUACUAUGGGUUCAAGCAGCCGGGGUACAAGGGAGCCCUCAAACAGGCGCAGAGGGGAGAAGAAAAGGCAGGGGUUGCUGCUGGCGGUGCUGCACUCAGUGGGGUAGACGCAGCAACAGGAGAAGCAGGGGCAGGAGGGGAAGCGGCAGGGGCAGUGCCGGCAGUGGUGGUGUUGGCUUCAUCAGAUGGAGUGUGGCUGGGCAGAGACGAGCUGGAGCGCCUGGGGAUUGGGGAAGGGCCCAUUGGGGCCCUGGUGGAGGGGGGUGAUGGGGAGGAGGGUGGGCCUGAGAGGGGCGAAGCUGAGGCAGGUGCGGCGACAGAGGAUGGAGAAAAAGCGGAAGGGAUAGUUGAGAGUGAGAUGGAGAACGGGAAUGAGGAUGGUGGUGAUGAGAAGGAGAAGGUAAAGCAGGGAGAAAAGGACGCUGGAGCGGGUAGCGGGGAGGGGAAGGAGCAAGCGGCAGGGAGGAGGGGAGAGCGAGGGGUGGAGGGAGCAGCACAGGAGGGUGUGAGGGUGGCGCUGCAAGUAGAAUUCACUCUGCCUGCCUCGGGAUACGCCACCAUGGCGAUUCGUGAGCUGCUUAAGGCAUCCACUGCUGUGAGUGCCAGCAGCCUUCCAUGUUACAUGAUGCACUUCUGA